UGCUUUGUGUGCGGCGGCGGGCGCGGGGCGCUGGGCGAGGGGCCGCGGGCGGGCGGCGGCAUGGAGGAGCUGAGCAGCGUGGGCGAGCAGGUCUUCGCCGCCGAGUGCAUCCUGAGCAAGCGGCUCCGCAAGGGCAAGCUGGAGUACCUGGUCAAGUGGCGCGGCUGGUCCUCCAAACAUAAUAGCUGGGAGCCAGAGGAGAACAUCCUGGACCCACGGCUGCUCCUGGCCUUCCAGAAGAAGGAGCACGAGAAGGAGGUACAGAACCGGAAGAGAGGGAAGAGGCCCCGGGGCAGGCCCAGGAAGCACACAGUUAUGUCCUCCUGCAGCCGCCGCUCCAAGCUCAAGGAACCCGACGCGCCCUCCAAAUCCAAGUCCAGCAGUUCCUCCUCUUCCUCCACAUCGUCCUCGUCUUCCUCAGAUGAUGAUGAUGACAGUGACCUAGAUGCUAAAAGGGGCCCCCGAGGCCGUGAGACCCACCCAGUGCCUCAGAAGAAGGCCCAGAUCCUGGUGGCCAAACCCGAGCUCAAGGAUGCCAUCCGUAAGAAGCGGGGACGCAAACCCCUGCCCCCGGAGCAGAAGGCAGCCCGACGGCCCGUGAGCCUGGCCAAGGUGCUGAAGACCGCCCGGAAGGAUCUGGGGACCCCAGCCAGCAAGCUGCCCCCUCCUCUCAGCGCCCCUGUGGCAGGCCUAGCGGCCCUCAAGGCCCAUGCCAAAGAGACCUGCGGCGGCCCCAGCACCAUGGCCACCCCAGAGAACCUGGCCAGCCUGAUGAAGGGCAUGACCGGCAGCCCCAGCCGUGGAGGCAUCAGCUGGCAGAGCUCCAUUGUGCACUACAUGAACCGGGUGAGCCAGAGCCAGGCCCAGGCGGCCAGCAGGCUGGCACUGAAGACCCAGACCUCCAGCAAGUGUGGCCUUGGGCUGGACCUAAAGAUGAGGACGCAGAAGGGGGAGCUGGGGAUGAGCCCCCCAGGAAGCAAAGUCCCAAAGGCCCCCAGCAGUGGGGCUGUGGAGCAGAAAGGGAGCAGCGCAGGGGGAGGACCCCACACCCACAGCAGCAGCAAGGUCCCUGCCGGGUGCCCUGGUUCCCAACUGGCACCCACCCAGGAGCUGAGCUUGCAGGUCUUGGACUUACAGAGUGUCAAGAACGGCAUGCCUGGGGUGGGCCUGCUUGCCCGCCAUGCCACAGCCACCAAGGCUGUCCCUGCCCCCAGCCCAGCCCCAGGGAAGGGCACUGGGAGUGGCCCCAGUGGGGUGAGCGGGGCCAGCAUGGCCACAGAGUUGGGCAAAGGGGAGAAGCUGGCCUCCAGAGCAGCAGCACUACCCACCCCUGCAGGCAAGAGGGAGAACGUCAAGAACAGCACUGCCCCCAGCGGGCAGGAAGGCCACGCAGCCCCGGGAGAAGUCCGCAAGGCGGCCAUGCUGUCGGAGAUGAGCACCGGUGAGGAGAACAGCAGCUCAGACUCAGACCCUGACUCAGCCUCAGUGCCAGGUGCUGGGCAGAGCCUGUCCGUGUCCAUCCAGACCAGCCAGGACUGGAAACCUACCCGCAGCCUCAUUGAGCAUGUGUUUGUCACCGAUGUCACAGCCAAUCUCAUCACUGUCACGGUGAAGGAAUCCCCCACCAGUGUGGGCUUCUUCAGCCUGAGACAUUACUGAGGCCCAAGGCCCCCACCUGCCCAGAUCUGCCCCCUUCUCCCUCUGCCUUUGGUGAUACGUGACCUGCAGCCAGCAGCUGAGGGCUGUUUCUGGAGGUCUGCACCACAGGCUUGGAGACUUCUCCCCAGACCCGACCCUGCCCUGCCCUGGAACUUCGGGCUGCCUCCUUGCCUUGCUGGAGCCUGGCUUCCCCUGUGUUCCUACCUCUCCAGGCCUCCCUUCACUCCCAUCACCUCAGGAAGUCCGAGUGACCGGGUGGCUCAAGUCCCCUGCCUGGACGCCGCAGGUCUCCACAUGAAUUUGGGUGCCCCUUCCUAGCCUGAAAUGACCAGUCAGACCUGCUUUGUUCCCAGUGCUGGGAACAGAGGAGGAGCUUCUGGUACAGCUAUCUGUUCCCCACAGGGGUGGGGAAAGUAGGGUGGGACAGCCCCCAGCAUCCUUUUGCCUGGCACCAGUCUUCAGAAGAUGAAGUGGGGUGGGGAAGGGACCUGGGAGGCAGGAAGCCCAACCAGAGCUGUGCCUGAGCCUUUAAGGUCGAGGUUGAGGUCCUGCCCCAGCAGCUGCAAGGACAGUUGCGGAAAGCAAGGUUGGUGACCCCAAAGAGGCUGGCUUCGGCACCUUCUGACCCUGCUUCAGAGUAACACUUCCAGCCCACAGUUGUGGGCCUCUGAAGUCCAGCAAGGUAGCAUCAGAGGAUCCUCCAGGUUCAGGAGUAGGGACCAGAUGUCACUGUUGCCUCCUGCCAGCCUGUGCCCCAGGGUUUGUUGGAGUACAUCCUAGUCCCAGGGCUGAAGCUGCUGGGCCUGGAGGAGGGGGUAGACACAGGCUGGGAAGCCGAAGGUGGGAGAGUUGGGCCAACGGGCCUUGUGCAGGCGGGGCCUUUAGCAGGCAAGCUUCACUCCCUGAAUUUGCCGGCCUAAUCCUGUGGCCCCUGGGCGGCCCUGGCAGCCUCACAGGAGGACGGGGAGUGCAAACGUUUGCCGCAGGUCCAUGACCCUGACCCAGUGCAUAGGCCACUCCUUGGGUGCCACUUUCCCUGACAAUCCACACACACAGAAUAUGGGGGGUUCCAUAUUCUGCUUCCCAAUUGAGAAGCAAUCUCCCUGUGCCAUUGUGGAUGUGGGACAAAGUUUGAGCAGCCCACCUCGCUGAAAGUCCUGUUCCCUCCCCUCCAGGAAACAAGAUUCUGAGCCCAUCCAAGGGCCUCCCAGUGCUGAGUCUUAGAACUGCCUUGCUAAGAUUUCUGGUCCUUGUCGGGAUUUUUGUCCAGGGAUGUCAGCAGAAAGGUGGUCAGAAGGUGGCAGUGGUAGGCAAUCUGGUUUUGUGAUGCCAAAAAAAAAAAAAACCAGGGGAGGUCUGGAACGGCCACUGGCCUGCAGAGGGGCUCUUGGCUCCAGCUGCCUUGCAGAGAGCUGUCCUUCCUCAUACCAGCCCUGACUGGGUGGUUCACAGGGGGCUUGCCAGGCUGCAGGGCUCCCAGAUCCUCACCCCCACACCAAAUAGGAAGAGAUGGCCUUUGUGUAGCCAAAUUGACCUCAAGAGUGUGCCUUUGGGGACAGACCAUGUCCAUGACUGCACUGAGGGUCAUCCGGGUCCACCUGACAGGGAGUGCUGCCUGCAGCGGGAACAGUGCCCACCCUGCAGGUUCCUUCCUGCCAGGCGCUGUACUGCCUUAGAGGUUCCUUCGAGCCCUUGAGGGGGACCUAGAGUCCCGCUAGCUGUUAGAGAAGUAGGGGUGUUUGUCCCUGGGUGUCUGGGCUGACUGACCAGCCUUGUCCCCAGCUGCCGAGUCUCUCCAGACCCCGAUUUGGUGCCUUUCUUUCUACCAGCUACUUCAAUCCCAAAGUUUAAGUCUGCGAACACCUUCCCAGCCACUCUGCCUUCUUGCCGUGUUGUGUGUCGUGACCCCAGUGUUUUAUGUUAUGGAAGAGCGUGUACAGGUGCAAGAGUCCCGGCUGGAGGGGUGCACCAGACGUUCCAAGUCGGUCACUUAUGUUUACCAAUAAAUAAAAGUAGUUCUUUUUAUAUUUUCA
Molecule: messenger RNA, 3692 nt
Organism: Sciurus carolinensis (gray squirrel)
Lineage: Eukaryota; Metazoa; Chordata; Mammalia; Rodentia; Sciuridae
Gene: Cbx2
Product: chromobox 2
Exons: 5
Coding region: 61-1659 (532 amino acids)
Biological process (GO): negative regulation of transcription by RNA polymerase II
Cellular component (GO): heterochromatin; PRC1 complex
Source: RefSeq, a predicted model, not a curated record